Talaromyces stipitatus ATCC 10500 is the source of this 1685-nucleotide messenger RNA. Its product is annotated as DNA primase subunit Pri1, putative. NCBI's taxonomy places the organism in Eukaryota, Fungi, Ascomycota, Eurotiomycetes, Eurotiales, Trichocomaceae. Gene Ontology annotation, cellular component: alpha DNA polymerase:primase complex. Gene Ontology annotation, biological process: DNA replication, synthesis of primer. The coding region runs from base 112 to 1638 and encodes 508 amino acids. The transcript is spliced from 3 exons. The record is from RefSeq and is a predicted model, not a curated record.
GCGAUCAUGGACAACAACAUAAUCAAUCACCAUUGUGCUUAACUGACCUCUGGCAACUGGUGUUAAUAUUUGGUCUGACAAUCGAACCUUUAUAUUUUAUUCAGCAUCAAAAUGCCUCAUUCAAUAUCGUCAAAUGAUUCUGCGCCACGCGACAAUGGCGACGAUGAGAUUCUCCCUGACGCUCCUGCGACGGAAAAUAAUGACACGACAGAAGAGCAAAAAGCUGAGACGAACAUAAGAUUAGAGGAUCUCUUCGCAGAUGACGACGAUGAUGAUGACGAAUUUCCAGCAUCGAGUGCCGCAGACGUGAAGAUGGCGAGCUCUCCACCUCCAGCACUAACACCAACACCAGCAGUUGCACCGAAGGGCCCCUCUGGAAUAGAUCCCGAAGUUAUGCUUGCCUUCUAUCAGCGCCUAUUCCCAUUCCGACCUAUGUUUCAAUGGCUCAACCAUGGUGUCAUCCCCUCACCCGACAUGGUCAAUCGAGAAUUCGCUGUUUUCCUCCAAAAUGAAGCCGUGCUUCGAUAUCAAUCAUUUGCGACUGCGGAUCUAUUUCGCAAGGAAAUUUUACGAUUAAACCCAACUCGAUUCGAGAUCGGACCGGUAUAUAGCACGAACCCACGAGAUCGCAAAAGCCGACCCGGUACUCAAAUGAAGCCAGUUGCAAAAGAGCUCGUCUUUGAUAUUGAUAUGACUGAUUACGAUGAUGUACGGACGUGCUGUUCUAAGGCUAAUAUCUGCCACAAGUGCUGGGCAUUUAUCACUAUGGCUAUCAAGAUUGUUGAUACUGCUUUGAGAGAGGACUUUGGAUUUGAACAUAUUCUGUGGGUCUACUCCGGUCGACGUGGUGCUCACGCUUGGGUUGGUGAUCAUAGAGCUAGGACUCUGCCCGAUGAUAGGAGAAAGGCGAUUGCGGGAUACCUGGAACUUGUGAAGGGUAAUGACAAGAGUGGGAAACGUGUAAAUCUAAAGCGGCCGCUGCAUCCACAUGUCGCGAGAAGUGUCAAGCUACUGGAGCCAUAUUUCAACCAAACAACACUCAUCGACCAAGAUGUCUUUCUUGGAGAAUCCCAAGCGGAGCGUCUGCUUGGAUUGUUGCCCGACAAGAAACUAAGCGAAGCCCUUCGAAGGAAAUGGGAUUCCACUCCAGACCGCACAAGCACAAACAAAUGGAAUGAUAUCGUCACACUAGCCAAAACGAUCAAUGGAUUAGAUGCCAAGGCCCUCAAAGAUGCACGAUACGACAUUGUCCUCGAGUACACCUACCCGCGACUCGAUGCCGAAGUAUCGAAGAAAAUGAUUCACUUGUUGAAGAGUCCGUUUGUCAUUCAUCCUGGUACCGGUCGUGUUUGCGUUCCCAUGGACGGCAGGAACAUCGAAGAAUUCGAUCCUUUAUCUGUUCCUACAGUGACAGAACUACUCGCUGAGAUCGAUGAAUACGACAGGGAAAAUCCACCUCCUGCUUCCAACGCGGAAGACGGGUCUUCUGACAGGAAGAUCCAGGACUAUGAAAAGACAAGACUAAAGCCUUACGUUGAUUACUUCCGUUCAUUUGUCGCAAAUCUCAUAAAAGAUGAACGGCCAGUAAAAAGAGAACGUGGCGCUGAACAGGCGACAAAUGAUGCGAUGGAGUUUUAACGAUACGCGAGGCGAUUGUUGAGCAACAGCAUAUGUUAUUUGGGUCA